ACAGCAAAGUACGCAGGGAAGAAGAGCUCUCAAGACGCGUUAGUUCCUGGUUGCAAUAAAAACAUAUUUUUUUUCACUGUUUGAAUUCGCAGCCAAUUUUCCUCAGUCGCAUUCCCUUUAUUAGUUUGUUUUUUCUUCGGACCAGUAUGUUCAAAGGGUUCGGGACGUGGCUGGGUCUGGAGAAGACGUCAGAGGACAAGGAAAGCCACAGUGUGGAGCAGGAAGAGAAGGUGGUUGAAGCCCAAAAUGAGGUAAACAAACAGCAAGCAGCUGAGCAAGAUGAUGGGACAGCAGAGACCAAGGAAGAAAACCUUGACCACAGCAAAGGACUCGGUGAGUUCAUCUUCAGCUUUGCCUCCAGUGCCACCAAGAAGCUGUCGGAGUCUGUGGUGGGGACCGCUCAGACCAUCAAGAAGACGGUGGAAGAAGGGAAGAUCGACGGCAUCAUAGACAAGACUAUUUUGGGAGACUUCCAGAAGGAGCAGGAAAAGUUUGUCCAGGAGAAGAAGGCCAAAAAAUCAGAAGCAGCAGUGCCUCCCUGGGUGGGCUACAAUGAGGAAGAGACCAUCCAGCAGCAGAUCCUGGCUCUGUCUGCUGACAAGCGGAACUUCCUGCGGGACCCUCCGGCUGGUGUCCAGUUCCACUUCGACAUGGAGCAGAUGUACCCUCUGGCUGCCGUCAUGCUGGAGGAAGACCAGCUUCUUAACCGCAUGCGCUUUGACCUAGUUCCUAAACAGGUGAAGGAGGAGGUGUUUUGGAGAAAUUAUUUCUACAGGGUGUCUCUGAUCAAACAGUCGGCUCAGCUCACAGCGCUGGCAGCCCACCAGCAGCAGCAGCAGAAGGAGGGUGGAGAGGGCGGGGCCAGUGUUUCACCCGAUGACAUCGUCUUAAAAGAGGUCAGACCGAAAACUCCACCAGUUUCCAUCAGCGACAUGCAGAAGGCCCCUCAUGAGGAGGAGGAAGAGAUUUCAACAAGUCCUGGAGUUUCAGAGUUUGUCAGCGACGCUUUUGACUCAACAGCGAUCAACCAUGAGGACCUGAGGAAAGAGAUGGAGCAGCUGGUGCUGGACAAGAAGAACAGUGUCCCUUCUGCUGAUGAUGAGUCAGCAGAUUGGGAAAAGGAGUUGCAGCAGGAACUUCAGGAAUACGAGGUUGUGACUGAAUCGGACAACAAGGACGACCAGUGGGACCAGGAGAUCGAGAAGAUGCUCCAGGCUGAAGACAUCUAGGAAACAACUCUGCAUACAUUAUGGCUCAGAAGGAAUGACCAGUGAUGCACGGGGGCCCUAAGUAGCAAAAGUGCAUCUGUUGGAGGCAGGGCGGGCAUAUUAAUGAAGUACUGCUUUCUUAAUUAGUUUUAUCUUCUCCUUUUUGUCUGGCCUGUCUUUUGAUGGGUACAUCCUCUAGAGGGAGCCAUGGUACAACUUGCAUCAGCUUUACAGAACAGGCCUUUUUCAUGGCAGGCAUUUUGACUGCGAGAGGGACAUGUACUGUCUUCCACUUCCAGGAAGCUGUGCAGCUGUGCAUGUUCUGCACUUUGUCCAGUAGUACGUAGUCCUCAUUGCUAGACAUGUUCUCGUCUUUCUCUCAGUCAGUCUCUGCUGUGAAAUCGCUCUGUUAAGGUGGUGUCUUUGGUUCAGCCGGUGCUCCCUGCUUGGUUGUACAGUUGUGUUGCUUAGUAAGGAAGGUCAAAUGUAAAAUUAAGAGUAUGUAAAUAAAGACAGCUGUAACACUAUAGUGGAAGUUAGAUUGUCUUCAUUUAUAAAAUAAUAUUUUGUCAGAUUUUGUGGACCAAGUUUCUCUGUAGCUGGAAAACUACUUUUAUUGUGAUUUUCUUACUUUCUUCACAUUCUUUAAUAAAUGAUAAUGUUAUAUCAGA
Molecule: messenger RNA, 1879 nt
Organism: Girardinichthys multiradiatus
Lineage: Eukaryota; Metazoa; Chordata; Actinopteri; Cyprinodontiformes; Goodeidae
Gene: syap1
Product: synapse associated protein 1
Exons: 9
Coding region: 147-1229 (360 amino acids)
Cellular component (GO): cytoplasm; synapse
Source: RefSeq, a predicted model, not a curated record